CCACUCAUAAGAAAAAAAUUGUGUCUUUUUUUCAGAAUUCUUUCUCUUUAUCAAAAACUAAAACUUGAUUUCCAUUUAGGGUUGUUUUCUCUCUCUCUCUCUCUCUCUUGGAUUUCAUUCCAAAUUCCAAUCCUGUGUCUUCCUAAGAGCUGCCAAUGGAAGCGCCGGCGACGGCAACGGCAACGCUCCUCUCACCACCGCCCUCGGUUUACCUCCGAACACCCUCGGCACUCGCCUUCCGCUCCAAUCAUCGGUUCCCCACUAAGUUAAGCACUUCUCUUUCUAUCUACAAGCAAGGUCAUGGGAAACUCUGUAUUGGAAGUAGAAGGGGUUUUGUAGUUAGAGCUGCAUUGUCGUCUCCAGAGUCAUCUGAACCAAGUUCCAAGAUUGCUCCACUUAAGAUGGAGUCUCCAAUAGGGCAGUUUCUAUCUCAGAUUUUGAUAACUCACCCGCAUCUUGUGCCAGCUGCAGUAGAGCAGCAGCUUGAGCAAUUCCAAACUGAUUUUGAUGGUGAUAAACAAAAGAAGGAGCCUUCUGCUUCAGGCACUGACUUAGUUUUAUACAGGAGAAUUGCUGAGGUUAAGGCUAAAGAGAGGAGAACAGCUCUAGAAGAGAUAUUGUAUGCAUUGGUGGUGCAAAAGUUCAUGGAUGCCAAUAUUUCUUUGAUACCCUCCUUAACCCCAAACCCUUCUGGUCAGGUUGAUUCUUGGCCAAUUGAAGAUGGAAGACUGGAGGAGCUUCACUCACCUGAAGCCUAUGAGAUGAUCCAAAACCACUUGGCUCUCAUUUUGGGCAACCGUUUAGGGGAUUCAACAUCUGUCGCUCAGAUCAGCAAAAUCAGAGUAGGACAGGUCUAUGCAGCUUCAGUAAUGUAUGGGUACUUUCUUAAGCGGGUUUUCCAAAGAUUCCAGCUGGAGAAGGCAAUGAAAAUUCUUCCUAAUGCAGCAGAAGAGAAUAGCAUUCAACAAACUGUUGUUGAUGAUUCAAGAAUCAGUGGUGGAGAGAGGCCUUCUCAAGUUAUGUCCCAUCCUGAAGUUUCUACUUUGCCUGGUGGCAUCAGCUCAGGAGGAUUUGGUUAUGGUUCGAAAGUAUCCAGAUUGCGUACCUAUGUGAUGUCCUUUGAUAGUGAGACAUUACAGAGAUAUGCGACACUAAGAUCCAAAGAGGCUCUCAGCAUCAUCGAGAAGCACACCGAAGCAUUGUUUGGAAGACCUGAAAUGGUUGUAUCACCGGAGGGGAUAAUCGAUUCUUCUAAGGAUGAGAGCAUCAAAAUUAGCUUUGGUGGUUUGAAGAGACUUGUUUUAGAAGCUGUUACUUUUGGUUCUUUUCUCUGGGAUGUUGAGAGCUAUGUUGACUCAAGGUACCAUUUUGUCCUGAACUGAGUUCAGCUCACUCCCAUGCACCUCAAGACUGUGUAUGAACCGGAGUACUAAUAUUUUUCACCUCUUUGAUCAUAGUGGAUCUGAUUUUUACUAAGAAUAAAUUGAUAUCUUAAAAUUAGAUAUUUGCCCAUUUGUUUAUCCUCUGUUAUCAUGAUUUUUGUAGGAGCAUUAUUUUUGAAAACAAUAAAGAUCGGUCAAAUUUCAAAUUUUGAAUGAUUGUUGUUGUAGCAAUUAUAAUAAGAAUGACUGAUUACAGUGUUUGACUUCA
Molecule: messenger RNA, 1650 nt
Organism: Cajanus cajan (pigeon pea)
Lineage: Eukaryota; Viridiplantae; Streptophyta; Magnoliopsida; Fabales; Fabaceae
Product: UV-B-induced protein At3g17800, chloroplastic
Source: RefSeq, a predicted model, not a curated record